This is a messenger RNA of Nymphaea colorata (pocket water lily), 1049 nucleotides long. RefSeq lists its product as uncharacterized. The transcript has 7 exons. The record is from RefSeq and is a predicted model, not a curated record. Lineage: Eukaryota; Viridiplantae; Streptophyta; Magnoliopsida; Nymphaeales; Nymphaeaceae. Bases 138 to 920 code for a protein of 260 amino acids. Gene Ontology annotation, molecular function: nucleic acid binding.
ACCGGAGCGUGGUAAACUGGUGGACCUAUCCGUCACGCCUUCCCUUUUGUUGACUGCCGCUUCGGAUCCCGCGAGAUUUUCAUUGGCGCGAAGUCUCGACAAAAUCGUUUUACGGACGAGAGGAAGCAGGGAAAAGCAUGGCGAGAUCCAGGAGUUCGACGAGAGGCGAAAGUUUUAGGGCGAAUCAUCAUUGCUCCGAUGUCCCCAAGGAUAUCAACAGCUCGCGCGGACUUCUCAUUGAAAAGAAGAUCGAAUUUCUUGAAAGCUUUGCUGCCAAGAUUAGCAACCGUCGAUUUUCGAAAUGGUUGAAUGACCAUUUGUUAAUGGAGCUUGUUCCUCCAUUGAAUGCGGAAGAAAUUAGAGGACUGUUUGCUCCACCUCCAUGGGGUGAAAGCACACCAUUAUCACCAUUUUGUUUGACAAAUGUUGGAGAAUGGGAUCGAUUCCGAAACAUUGACAUGGAUGAAGAGGCAAGAGCAAUAGCUGCCCUUGAUAUUCCAGUGGUACAAAGAAAAGAUAACUUUGUAUCCGGCAAGAUGGAUACUUUAAGGGCUUGGCACAGAGUUGAUCAUCGUUCAAGGGUGGCACUGCGACAGAACUUCCACUUGAAACUUGUUGAAGCCUAUGAGGAACUAAUACAUGCUUUUGUUAAGGAGAGCAACAAUGGGGUUCUUGAGCUACAUGUUCAAGAUCCUUUUCAUCGUCUGCUACUUCAUGGUGUUUGUGAGUUCUACAAUGUUGUAGGCGUAACUGUAACCAGAUCAGAAGAUACAGAUAAUCCAAAAGCGAUUUCAAAGAUUAUGCAGAUUAAGAAGAAAUCAGGCUGUCAGGACUUCCCUCCCAUAAAGCUUGUUCAGUUUCUGAGGAUGGCUAGGGGAGAAUUCAACGGGGAAGCUUCUCCACUUGCGCGAAGCUUGUGACCUUAAAAACUCGGAUAUGAAUAACCGUAUAGUGUAAAAACUUGCAGUAAUGUAUCAGAAGGGUCCUCAUGUCUGGGCCUAUAAAGGAUUGUAUCCUCUGUACAUUAAUCUAAUCAUAAUUUCAACGAA